GCAAAAUGCCAGCCCCUGAGCAGACCCCGAUGGUGGAGGAGGGGUUGCCGCAGACCACGCAGGAACCUUCCACAGGCCCGGGCAUGGAACCAGAGGCCACUGCCACUACCAUUUUGGCUUCUGUAAAGGAACAGGAGCUCCAAUUUCAAAGACUUACCAGAGAACUGGAAGUGGAAAGGCAAAUUGUGGCUAAUCAGCUAGAAAGAUGUAGGCUUGGAGCAGAGUCACCAAGUAUCGCCAGCACAAGCUCUACUGAGAAGUCAUUUCCGUGGAGAUCAUCAGAUCCUCCGAGCACCGGUGUAAGCAAAGCCCGAGCGUCAGAGACCGUUCACACCAAUGCCUAUGACAUUAGGACAGAGCCAGAGCAGGGGAACCUCUACUCACCGGAACAGACGUCUCUCCAUGAAAGUGAGGGGUCUGUAGGUAACUCCAGAAGUUCAACACAAAUGAAUUCUUAUUCUGACAGCGGUUACCAGGAAGUAAGCAGUUUCCAUAACAGCCAAAACUUGAGCAAAUCAGAAAACAGACAGCAUUCCCUUACUGGAACCACUAAUAACCAUUUGGUGAGAAGCUCACGAGCUGAAGGGCAGACAUCAGUCCAGCCUGUCGCUACCAAUCGAGUCAUGAGGCGCGUCAGCUCGGUCCCGUCCCGAGCACAGUCCCCCUCCUACGUGGUCAGCACAGGGGUUUCCCCCUCCCGGGGGUCUCUGCGGGCCUCCCUGGGCAGCGGGUACGGCUCUCCCCCGGUCUCCGAGCAGAGGCCCCUUCCUUCUCACGCCUACUCCUCCACCACGCUGCCGGCCCAGCGGGCAGCCUCCCCGUUCUCUGCCCAGCGACCUGCCUCCCCCACGGCCCUGCGGCGCGUGGGCUCCGGUGCCUCCCGGCAGACGGCAAACCCCGGCGGCGGCGGCGCUCCCCAGUACCAGGCCUCGGUCAGGGUGGGCUCCCCUCUGGCCCUCACCGACGUACAGACCAGGGUGGCUUCUCCCUCCCAAACGCAGCUGGGAUCCUCUUCCCCCAAGCAUUCCGGCAUGACGGCGGUUCCCCAGCACUUGGGAACAACGCUGCAAAGGACGAUUCACGACAUGGAGCAGUACGGGCAGCAGUACGACAUCUAUGAGAGAAUGGUGCCUCCACGGCCAGAUAGCCUUACAGGCCUGAGGAGUUCCUACGCCAGCCAGCACAGUCAGCUGGGGCAAGACCUGCGCUCAGCCGUGUCUCCAGACCUGCACAUCACCCCCAUCUACGAGGGCAGAACGUACUACAGCCCCAUCUACCGCAGCCCCAACCACGGCACCAUUGAGCUGCACCAGGGCUCCCAGUCGGCGCUGUACCGAACCGGGUCCGGAGUGGGAAACCUGCAGAGAUCGUCCAGCCAGCGCAGCACCCUCACGUACCAAAGAAACAGCUACGGGCUGAGCACGGCCGCGGCCUACGCCGAGCCCUACCGGCCCCUGCCCUUCCGCCUGCCCGAGCCCGGAUACCGCCUCCAGCACCCGCCGCCCCCCGAGGAGGGCACCACGCGCUCCCCCUCCAUCGACAGCAUCCAGAAGGACCCCAGGGAGUUUGCCUGGCGGGAUCCGGAGCUGCCCGAGGUCAUCCACAUGCUGCAGCACCAGUUCCCCUCGGUGCAGGCCAACGCUGCUGCCUACCUCCAGCACCUCUGCUUCGGGGACAACAAGGUCAAAAACGAGGUGUGCAGGCUGGGGGGAAUCAAGCACCUGGUGGAUCUCCUGGAUCACAGAGUCCUGGAAGUUCAGAAGAACGCCUGCGGCGCCCUCAGAAACCUUGUUUACGGCAAGUCUACCGACGAAAACAAAAUAGCAAUGAAGAACGUUGGUGGGAUACCUGCCCUGCUACGAUUGUUGAGAAAGUCUGUUGAUGCUGAAAUCAAAGAGCUUGUCACAGGGGUCCUCUGGAACUUGUCUUCGUGCGACGCGGUGAAGAUGACAAUCAUUAGAGACGCUCUGUCGACACUAACGAACACUGUGAUAGUGCCACAUUCCGGAUGGAACAGUUCUUCCUUUGAUGAUGAUCAUAAAAUUAAAUUUCAGACCUCUCUGGUUCUGCGCAAUACCACAGGAUGCCUCAGGAACCUGAGCUCCGCAGGGGAAGAAGCUCGGAAGCAGAUGAGAUCCUGCGAUGGGCUGGUGGAUUCCCUGCUCUACGUGAUCCACACCUGCGUCAACACCUCCGAUUAUGACAGCAAGACAGUGGAAAACUGUGUGUGCACCUUGAGGAACCUUUCUUACCGCUUGGAACUGGAGGUCCCUCAGGCACGUCUGCUGGGCAUCAACGAGCUGGAUGACUUGCUGGGGAAAGAGUCGCCCAGCAAAGAUUCGGAGCCAAGUUGCUGGGGGAAAAAAAAGAAGAAGAAAAAAAAAACUUCACAGGAGGAUCAGUGGGACGGAGUUGGCCCUAUCCCUGGAUUUUCCAAGUCCCCAAAAGGGGUGGAGAUGCUGUGGCACCCCUCAGUUGUGAAGCCCUACCUAACGCUCCUGGCGGAAAGCUCCAACCCAGCCACCCUGGAGGGCUCCGCCGGGUCGCUCCAGAACCUCUCGGCCGGCAACUGGAAGUUCGCAGCCUACAUCCGAGCCGCCGUCCGGAAGGAGAAGGGGCUGCCCAUCCUGGUGGAGCUGCUGAGGAUGGACAACGACCGCGUGGUCUCCUCCGUGGCCACCGCCCUGAGGAACAUGGCCUUGGACGUGCGGAACAAGGAGCUCAUCGGCAAAUACGCGAUGCGAGAUCUGGUUAAUCGCCUUCCGGGGAGCAACGGCUCGAGCAUCCUGUCCGACGAGACGGUGGCCGCCAUCUGCUGCGCUCUGCACGAGGUCACCAGCAAGAACAUGGAGAACGCCAAAGCCCUGGCCGACACGGGAGGGAUAGAGAAGCUGGUGAACAUCACCAAGGGGCGGGGGGACAGGUCGUCGCUGAAGGUGGUCAAGGCAGCUGCCCAGGUGCUGAAUACCCUAUGGCAGUACCGAGAUCUCCGCAGCAUUUACAAAAAGGACGGGUGGAAUCAAAGUCAUUUUAUUACACCGGUAUCAACACUAGAGCGAGAGAGGUUCAAGUCACAUCCUUCUUUAUCGACAACAAAUCAGCAGAUGUCACCGGUCAUACAGUCAGUUGGCAGCACGUCCUCAUCUCCAGCCCUCUUAGGAAUUAGAGAACCCCGCUCUGAGUACGACAGAACGCAACCUUCUAUGCAGUAUUACAAUAACCAAGGCGACGUCAUUACACAUAAAGACAUUUAUACUGGUUCCAGCAAACCUUCCCCAAUUUACAUCAGUUCCUACUCCUCACCAGCACGAGAACAGAACCGGCGGCUACAGCAUCAGCAAUUGUACUACAGUCAAGAGGACACCAACAGGAAGAACUAUGAUGCCUACAGACUGUACCUGCAGUCCCCACACAGCUACGAAGACCCCUAUUUCGACGACCGCGUUCACUUUCCUGCUACAGCAGAUUACACGACCCAGUACGGACUGAAAUCAACCACGAAUUACGUAGACUUUUAUUCCACCAGACGAUCUUCUUAUCGAGCAGAACAGUACCCAGGGUCACCCGACUCCUGGGUGUAGCAUCAAAGAGGAGAACAACGGUGUGUUUCUCAUCUUGCUUGGGAAGAAACGGAAUGGCCUCGUUUGCUGUGUCGGUUGUGAAAUGUGAAAGUGAAAUAAAAGAAGGAACAAGGAAGAUUUUAUUUUUAUUUUUUUUUGAGUGAGGAAUUGUCAGGAAGAAAACCUGGAAGGGAUGGUGUUUUGCUCUGUUUAGGUGUUAGGUAUAAUUACUUGUAGCUCCUGUAGUCUGGUGAGGGUGUGGGCGAUGUGAUGAAAGGUUUGAGAAUUGAGUAAAAUGCAUUUGGAAAGCGUGUAGGUCAGAGCAAAUUACAGCUGUUUUUUUUUUUUUUUUUCUGUGAAUAAAAGUCUUGUUCUGAUAGUUUGUACAGAAACAAUACAAUGGAUGACCUUGUUUUAUUGCUAUUACUAAAUGUCAGGAUUGUACGCUAUUCCGUCUUGUAAAUUCCUCUGUUGGUGUAAAUAUGGAAAUGCCACAUCGGUUCAAGUGCCAUCCAUUUGUAACGCAGUCUGUCAUUUUAAAAGGAAUUUGAAACAUCGUGCACAAAAACAAUUCCAAGAAAAUGUUAUAAAUUUUAAAAGAAAAAAACCCAACUUUUAAAAAUGCCUAUUGUAAUUCUGAAGCACAAAGUCCAGUCCGGUGUCUCCCCUCUCCCAUCCCCCCCCAUUCCAUAAGGAACUUCACUGCCAUUUUCUAUGCACAUGGAAUAACAAUAAAUAUGGACGUCUCAUCCAUGGAAA
Messenger RNA from Calidris pugnax (ruff), 4319 nucleotides. It is a transcript of the gene PKP4, whose product is annotated as plakophilin 4. The coding region runs from base 6 to 3581 and encodes 1191 amino acids. Gene Ontology annotation, cellular component: plasma membrane; adherens junction; nucleus. Lineage: Eukaryota; Metazoa; Chordata; Aves; Charadriiformes; Scolopacidae. The record is from RefSeq and is a predicted model, not a curated record. Gene Ontology annotation, biological process: cell-cell adhesion; cell-cell junction assembly. Gene Ontology annotation, molecular function: cadherin binding. The transcript has 21 exons.